AUGUCGACUCUAUCUUCUCCAGCCCUGAGCUUCUGCGACUCUCUCUCCUCCCCUGAUCUUGAUGCCUAUCUGGACAGCCUCUCACCUCUAUCUCAACUACCCUCGCCCACGAUGAAGGAAGCUUGGUGGAGAGAGGAAACUCUUCAUAGAAGACAUGACUCGUUGACAUCCGACAUUUCCGCCUCAGUCACCACUGCUGCAAAGGUGCUGUGUAAUAUCACUUCUUGUGACAGCUGCAGCUCCAUCAAACCACUGCAAACAAAGGUCGCGCAGUUCUUGAGCAACUCUCGGGUGCCCAUGGAGACUGUUGCCCUGACCUACAACAUCUUGUCUCAACCAGCCGUUGCGGCUAUGCAUUGCUGGCACGGCAACCCUACCGCAUUUGCUAAGAUUAUGCAAAUCCACGGACCAGAAUCAGAUGGUUGUUGCCAGCGAGCUCUGGUUGUUCUGUCAGCGCUGAAUGUUGCCGUAUCCUUCACCGAGGAUCAUCCUAGAAACUUGUUCCAUUGGUCAAGACAAGUGUCCGGAGGCAUCUUCAGCACUGAGCAGAUCAGCAACCUGAAUCGUAUCCUUCUUGCCAAGCUAGAUUGGUCGAUUCAUCCCCUCGCUACACCGAAGGCAAUUGAGGCAGCUCUCGCGACUCUUUCAGGUCCGGGAGUUGUCGCACACGACAAAGAUCCAGUGUGCACACCAUUCAUCGUCGGUGAGGAGGAGGAAGAUGCUCUCAGGUUAAUCCUCGGGCCACAAACGGUCAUUCAGCAUGGACUUGCGACACCUGAUCCAUCACCAGAGUGCAUACACAGGGAUGACAGCUCGGUAACUCAGUAUCUUCCUUUGACCCCAGCGUAG
This is a messenger RNA of Aureobasidium melanogenum CBS 110374, 849 nucleotides long. RefSeq lists its product as uncharacterized. NCBI's taxonomy places the organism in Eukaryota, Fungi, Ascomycota, Dothideomycetes, Dothideales, Saccotheciaceae. The coding region runs from base 1 to 849 and encodes 282 amino acids. The transcript has 2 exons. The record is from RefSeq and is a predicted model, not a curated record.